Hibiscus syriacus is the source of this 545-nucleotide messenger RNA. RefSeq names its product heat shock factor-binding protein-like. Gene Ontology annotation, molecular function: transcription corepressor activity. Gene Ontology annotation, biological process: cellular heat acclimation. The record is from RefSeq and is a predicted model, not a curated record. Lineage: Eukaryota; Viridiplantae; Streptophyta; Magnoliopsida; Malvales; Malvaceae. The coding region runs from base 94 to 348 and encodes 84 amino acids. Gene Ontology annotation, cellular component: nucleus; cytosol. The transcript has 4 exons.
UCCGCCUUUAAAAUAAGCGCCGAUCGUUUCUGAUUUCCCUCAAACCUCAACGCUUCCAAGUUUUCGAAUUGAGGAUCACAGCGGGAACAAACGAUGGACGGGCGAAAUUCGGAUGAGUCGAAACCAAACACUGCUGAUAUGUCUAUUUUUGUGCGAGAUCUUCUUCAACAAAUGUCUGAAUUGUGUGACUUCUAUUCUUUACUUAACUUCAAAGCACUUGAUGAAAUGGGAGACCGUAUAAACGAGCUGGAGAACAGCGUCAAUGACCUAAAAGCAGAGAUAGGCGUGGAUGGCUCUCCUUCCCCUUUAGCCCCAUCAAAGAAAAAGUCAGACUCAGCAAAGCAAUAAGAUGGCUCAACAUAAAACUUGGCCAAAGAUUGUGUUUAGCAGUUGAUUGUGAUUGUAAUUAGGUGAUAUUUUGUUUCGAUUGAGACUACUUUGGCAAGCAAGAGUAGGGACAUUACUGUGUCCCUCUUUUCCAGUUUCUUUUACAUGUACCAAGUUUUUCUUCUGUGCACUCUGUUGUUUAGCAAUUUGUAGAGGGA